This is a messenger RNA of Tripterygium wilfordii, 1121 nucleotides long. RefSeq names its product proteasome subunit beta type-3-A. The transcript has 7 exons. Gene Ontology annotation, cellular component: proteasome core complex, beta-subunit complex; proteasome core complex. Gene Ontology annotation, biological process: proteasome-mediated ubiquitin-dependent protein catabolic process. Bases 153 to 773 code for a protein of 206 amino acids. NCBI's taxonomy places the organism in Eukaryota, Viridiplantae, Streptophyta, Magnoliopsida, Celastrales, Celastraceae. The record is from RefSeq and is a predicted model, not a curated record.
UGAUCAAUCGAAUAAGUUUGGAGUAACCUCCAAGACAAAACUAUAUUCGUCGUCUUCCCCGCAAACACUUGCGAAGAUCUCCCAAACUAGCAUUCACUCCCCUCCUAUUCCAUACUUUUGAACGUAAUUGUACUGCAAAAACCUAAUCAACGAUGUCUAUCUUUGAGUACAAUGGGAGCGCACUAAUAGCGAUGGUGGGUAAGAACUGCUUCGCCAUCGCCAGUGAUCGCCGUCUCGGAGUUCAGUUGCAGACCGUUGCUACCGAUUUCCAGAGAAUCCACCAAAUCCACGACCGCCUCUUUCUUGGCCUCUCCGGUCUCGGCACCGAUGCCCAAACUUUGCAUCAACGCCUUGUUUUCCGUCACAAAUUGUACCAGCUGCGAGAAGAGAGGGACAUGAAGCCUGAGACAUUCGCAAGCCUUGUUUCAAGUAUUCUUUAUGAGAAAAGGUUCGGUCCUUAUUUCUGUCAGCCGGUAAUUGCUGGAUUGAGUGAUGAAGAUAGGCCCUUCAUUUGCACAAUGGAUUCAAUUGGAGCCAAGGAGCUUGCAAAAGAUUUUGUUGUUGCUGGCACAGCUUCAGAGUCACUCUAUGGAGCAUGCGAAGCAAUGUUCAAGCCUGACAUGGAGCCCGAGGAAUUAUUUGAGGCCAUUUCUCAAGCUCUUCAAUCAUCUGUAGAUCGUGACUGUUUGAGUGGCUGGGGAGGCCAUGUCUUUAUUGUAGAUUUUUUGUUGGUGUGCUCACUUACCGGCAAACAGUGCCAUGUUAACAUAUGAUCGUUUGUAACGCAGUACACCCACUGAAAUAAAGGAAAGACUGUUGAAGGGAAGGAUGGACUAACCUCUCAUGUAGUUGGAAGAAGUUGGAUGAGACAGCACUUUCAUGCUGCACUACGACUGGUUUUUUUGUGAACUGCAAAUCAUAGACUGUAUUUACAAGGGGACCUUCUCGACCAUUUGCUAUUUUAAGCUUUUAUUCUGUGGUGCUUGAAAUUGUUGUAUUGUUAAAUUUGAAAUUUACUCGACCGACUAGUUCGAUGUUUAAUAUGUAAUUCGCUUUAUCAGGAAAUUCGCGUGUUUGUGAUGUGCUUCGAUGUUAUGGAUUGUGAGUUUAAUUUAAACGUA